AUGCCUUCUCAGAUAAAGUUUUUGAGUCCCAAGGUAUUUAAGGCAACGCCGGAAGAUGACGCCUUCGACUGGCUUGAGCGUUACGAGUCAACGGGAGCGUACAAUCAAUGGGGCGAUACGGAGCUAAGGGCGAAUUUCAGCAUGUAUCUGGAUGGAGCGGCAAGAAAAUGGUACCUGUGCUCCACACUUCCGACGGAGUGGCGUGAUUUACCCAUACGACCGGGGGUUGGCCUCAACGCAGCUGAUCUUCCGGCAGUAACCGGAGUCAGAACACUGUUUUUGAAAGAAUUUCAGCAACAAAACUACAAGCUGUUCCAGGAAACACGCUUGCGGAAACGGGUUCAAGGUAUCGAAGAAGCGACAACUAACUACUAUUACGAUGUUAUUGAUCUUUGUAGGGUGGUGGAUCCAACAAUGUCGGAAGCCACCAAAGUCGAUUACCUUUUUGGGGGAUUACGGCCCUCGUUGGUCGAAAAAUUGUACCCGUUACAACCCAAAACAGGCGAAGAAUUUUUAGAGGCGGCGAAACGGUUCACUGAUGCCACUGAUGAAACCGAGGAGAAUCCUAACAAUUUGAGGUUAUCCCAUAAAGAAACAAGAUAUUUCCUAUUUCACCGGCUACCGAAAGAUGUCACACAGCAUAGUAAUAAUGCAAGCAAAGGUAAACGAUCAACAACGAGCAAACCGAAUACCACAACAUCAAGCUCGGCUGCUAUUGCAACCAAAAGCAAGCCUUUGUCUCUUAACCAAACUGCACGAGAGGAUGACGAUCAUACCAAGAAGACUCGAAGUCGUCGUCACCUAGAUUUUUAUCAAGCAGAAAGUGCAGCUUGCAUAGGUGGCAAAGAAAACGAUGAAGAUCAAACAACCAGCACAUCAUUGGAAAAGGAUGACUCAGCUCGAAUUAAACGUCGGUUGGAACAAGAAAACGAUGAACUUAAGAAAAAAGUUGCUCGUCUGGAAAACGAAAAGGAAGAAGAGCGAAAAAUUCUUAAUGGACAGAUAACGGAACUCGAAAUACAAUUGAAUACACUCGAAGAUGUCUGCAAAGAAAAAACCAACGACGUAUCUGGCCUAAAUGAUACGCUAGAGAAAAUGCACUCCGAUCAACUUCUUCCAACAGUUCUUAUUCAACAUAUCACGGGCCUUAUUGAUGUCAUCAAGGCCGAUUCUGAGAAAAGGCAGGCGGAGCUUUCGCGUCUACAGUCAAUGAAACUGACCACUGUCCCUGCAUCUGCCGUUUCAACUCCUUGUUCUUCUCCACACGCUACUCCCUCGAAGCGAUUAGUAAAGCUUGAUGGUGAUGUAUUUAUUGAUCGAGAUGCACUUAAAAAUGCCGUUGCCUAUGGAUCUACUGCUAAUACGGAUCAUAACCUAAACUUAAUGAUCAACACGAUCUUGGAUGCAUUCUUCACACAAAGCCAAUUGGCAGGCUAUAGUUUAUCGGGAAAGGCGUGCCCAAAUAUGAAGGGGAGUAAACCGAAGCCCAAGAUUCCCUCAAACAUCAUUCAAGCUCUCAAAAAUUUUGUGCGAAGAAAUUGGAAAGAAUGGUACAAAUUGGUACCAACUGACAAAGCAAUAAACAGUGGUGUGGGUGCUAAACUUCGUUCAUGUCAUACGGCAGCUAAGAACAAAGGAAAAAAAUCAUCACUUACCAAACAGCCUUUGUUUAUCGGAGAUAAUGACAGCGAAGAUGACAACGGUAAUUCUAAAGAUGGUGUUGACGAUAACGAAGACAAUAUUUCCGUACGUAGUUCUGAUUUUGAAAAUGAAGACUCGUCAUCACAAGCUGCCGAAGAAAACGACGUUAUCUAG
Molecule: messenger RNA, 1815 nt
Organism: Daphnia magna
Lineage: Eukaryota; Metazoa; Arthropoda; Branchiopoda; Diplostraca; Daphniidae
Exons: 7
Coding region: 1-1815 (604 amino acids)
Molecular function (GO): DNA binding
Source: RefSeq, a predicted model, not a curated record